This is a messenger RNA of Anoplophora glabripennis (Asian longhorned beetle), 1195 nucleotides long. RefSeq lists its product as uncharacterized. NCBI's taxonomy places the organism in Eukaryota, Metazoa, Arthropoda, Insecta, Coleoptera, Cerambycidae. The record is from RefSeq and is a predicted model, not a curated record. The transcript is spliced from 5 exons. The coding region runs from base 109 to 1059 and encodes 316 amino acids.
UUUAGUGCUGUUUUGGUCUGCCUUGGAAGAAGAUCCAAGAAUAAGUUCUACCUGAACACCGGUGCCUGAGUCGCUGUCGUUUACAAUUGAACGGUGUCUUCGAUCGAUAUGUGUGUCAAUGUGGUUCUUCUACUGGGUCUGCUGCAGACAUGCUAUUCGGGGCCAAUAACUUACGGCCCCCCUCGCGUGGAGACCAAGCCGAACCUGCUCGACUCCUUCAUCCCUGCGGCCAUGCAAGUCAUCUCGCACGUCACGGAGCUGAUGAAGUACGACCUGAAACCCACCACGAACCCCCCCCUGGGGCCCACCACCUCCACCAUGAGGCCGACGCCGCCCCACAGACCGGGCCUGUACGCCCCCGAGAAACCCCCGGGGCCGGCGGCCUACUACGCCCAGAAAGGGUUGAGCUACCGGGAGUACAUUGAGCGUUUGCGGCAGCCCAGUGGGAUAAACUAUUUCGACAGGUACAGGUACCCCCUCACGGAAGGAGACUUCCUCGCUCUGUCCGAAAAUUCUAGGGAAUCUUCGGGAAGGAGUUACUCUGUUGCGGAUGGGGAAGAGGGGCCGCCGGCCAGUGCCGAGUCUGUGGAUUUGGAGUACUAUUUCGGGAAGAAUUUCGUCGACGUUUUGAAUUUGGCCACCAAGGUUGAACCCGACGCUGUGCCCAAUAGCGUCGACGAGCAAGUGCAGGACUUUUCCAGAGAAUUCGACGAUUCGAAUUUCAGAUACGAACUAUACAGGCAGAAAAAAGUGCCUCCGACCAAGGCUUACGUCACUCUUUUAUCUUUGUACGAUCUCCUGAACAAAGAAUCGAAGCGAUUAGGGCUGAACAAGUACCAGGGCUACUCUGACGCGGUCCUUCAGGUGUUAAUAGAGUCGUCGAAGGAGUCCUCCGCUUACCAACUGAGAACGGUGCUCAACAAGAUCAUAGAGAGGAGCGACACGAAGAAGCCGGACAUCGUAAAGAAAAUCAAACAGCUGGUGACCGAUUUGGACGAGCACUCGAGUUACAUCAACAACGCGCUGAGGUACAUCCCGGCUCUACCCUUCGUGUCGUAGACGACAAACGUCGGUUUUGUGAUUUAUCGCUAAAAUAUUUUAUACAUAGGUACAUAUGUUUUCUGUAAAUAAUCAUGUUCGUGAGUAAUAUAGUAGUGACGUAGCCAAAUGAAAAGAAUAAAGUAUUUUUACACAG